AUGGUGGGAUUACAGAAGGGUGUGAGCUCAGAGGAGCCAGUGUUUGAAGCAGUGCUGAACUGGGUGAAGCUGGAUUUGGAGAAAAGAACAGAAGAUCUUCCAAAAUUACUCCAGCUGGUGAGACUACCGUUACUCAGUGUUAGAUACAUCACAGAUGUAGUGGACAACCAGAGUCUUAUCAAAGCCAGCCAUGCUUGCAGAGACCUGGUGGAUGAAGCUAAAACUUUUCACCUCAGACCAGACCUCAGGAGUCAACUGCAUGGGUCACGUACAAAACCCAGAACAGGCUCUGUAGAGGUACUAGUGGUGGUUGGAGGCUUUGGUGCCAUGCAAAACCCAGUAGAUUCUGCUGAGAUGUUUGAUCCCAAGAGUAAUGAAUGGGAGUCACUGCCUUGUCUUACAAAGAGGAGACGAUAUGUCACUGCUGCUGCAGUUGGACCUAGACUUUACGUGAUUGGUGGAUAUGAUGGCCAAUCACGGCUCAGUUUAGUGGAGUGCUUGGACAUCAGUCAAGACAAGCCUGCCUGGCAUGCUGUGGCCCCCAUGCACCAUCGUAGAGGACUGGCUGGAGGAUGUGUAUAUCAAGACAUGAUAUUUGUGUGUGGAGGCUUUGAUGGCACCAACAGACACACCAGUCUUGAGCGCUAUGAUCCCCGUAUUGACCAAUGGACACUGCUGGGCAGUAUGUUACUAGGGCGCGAGGGGGCAGGACUUGUAGUGGCCAGUGACCAUAUAUACUGCCUUGGUGGCUAUGAUGGUGUUAAUCUUUUGAAUUCUGUGGAAAAGUACGACCCUCGGACUAAUCAGUGGGCGAGUGUGGCUCCUCUUGCUACUAGUAGAUCAGGCGCAGGGGUGGCUGUACUAAAUGACACGAUAUUCGUUUGCGGUGGUUACGAUGGGAACACGCAUUUGUCUUCAGUAGAGACGUACAACGUGCGCACGUGCCAGUGGUCAUCCAUCAGCAGUAUGACGUCUCCCAGGUGCUAUGUUGGAGCAUGUGUGUUACGAGGAAAGUUAUAUGUUGUUGCAGGAUAUGAUGGCCACACUCUACUCAAGAACAUGGAGUACUAUGACCCUAUUGCUGACCAGUGGAUAGUCACGGAGUCCACCAUGGAGGUCAAGAGGUGCGACUCAGGGGUGGCUGUGGUCAAGGGGAUAUGAGAGAACAAAGAACAACUGGACACUUGAUAAAGUGACCACAAUUAGGUUAAAUGUCUCAUAAUCAUCGUCACCACCUCCCCAGGGAGGAGAGAUCGCUAACACAGAUUGUAAUGAUCAGGUGUCUAGCUAUUUGUUUUGUAUGUAAUGCACAUAAUUGUAAAGUCUACUAAACAUAUAUAUAUAUGAAGUUCAGAUUAAAAAUAUAUAUAGUAUAUUAUAAAGUCAAGAAACAGGUUUCUAGAGAUAUUGACUAGGACUAGUUAACAUGACCAGUCAGUCUGUGAUGCCAAAUACUGGUCAGAAACAAUGCCAGCUUAGUAACAAAUUAGGAUUUUCGAAGUUACUAGACUAA
This is a messenger RNA of Lingula anatina, 1513 nucleotides long. RefSeq names its product kelch-like protein 12. The record is from RefSeq and is a predicted model, not a curated record. Lineage: Eukaryota; Metazoa; Brachiopoda; Lingulata; Lingulida; Lingulidae. Gene Ontology annotation, molecular function: protein binding.